UUUUUAGGGAGCCGGGCUUCCCUCCACAUGGCUGCUUUCUUGGAUCCUAAGCAAAAGGAACCGUAGAUGACAGAUAGCCUUGUUGAAGUGAAGAAGGAAGAAGCUGAACGUCCAUCUGGUAUCCAAGUGGUCAAACCUUCAAAUGAUCAGUUUGACCAUUCGUCAUUGGAUGUUUCGCUUUCGAAAGAUGUUGAUUCUGGAAUAUCUUCGUUGAUAGACCCAGAUGAGAAACCACUUCCAAAUUGCUACAUUAUUGAUCCGGGUAAAGUAAUAAGUCGACUGUCGAGUGGUCCCCACAUUUCAAAACGUUUGCUACCGUCAGACGUUUAUAAUUUAUUGCGAAAGUACAGUAAUGGACACAAAAUUCUUCUGUCAGGAACAUGGCUAGUGAGGGCUUUCCAGGAUAGUCUUGAUUUCAAGCAACAAGAAGAUGCCUUGAGGAAGUUCCUCCUAGUGCGGGACGGCAUUAUAAAACUGGAAGAUGAAGGCGGAUGUGACAAAGAUGCCCAAGUGGAUGAAUCAAAGAGGCAAAGCGGAUUUAGAAAACAUGUCAAAGUGGAAGAUCCGAAGAAAGAGAAAGCUGCUACUCGAGUUGAAGAAAAUCCUGUCAGUGCUGUCCACGUGAAAGAAGAGCCGUCUUGUUUCACAGAAGCAAAUGCUGAAGACAUUGCAAAGGAUGCAGCCCUCGCACCUACAGAAAAGAAUUCAGAAGAACCUCCAGCCCCUGCAAGCUCCAAAAGAAAAGCUAGAGCUAACUCUUAUGACUGCAAUUCUUGCAAUUUUGCUGCUCAGACCAAGCGAAAACGAGAGGUAGACGGGUCGUCUGAUGACACUGAAUGGACGAUGGACAAUGCGUGUUCAAAUCUGUCAAGGCGUGGGAGGAGUAAGUCGGCUCCAUCUCUUGAACAAGCUGACGAAUCUGACGAUGAAUCUUUUAUUCGACCUAAAAAGGACAAAUCCUGCCCAUUCUGUUGUUCGGUAUUUUCUACGAUGCAAUCUCGUAAACGUCAUAUCAUGAGGAUGCAUCCGGAAAGGGCUAACGAUGAAGCCAUUAAUUUGCAUAUGUAUAGAUGUAAACCGACGAAGGAGUUGCCUUUUGCUUGCGAUCUAUGUCAUAAAAUCUUUUCAAAUAUUUCUUCGCUGCAUAUGCACUGCAAAAGUAUCCAUGAGGGGAGGAGAGACUUUGUCUGCACUGUGUGCGAAAAAAGUUAUCCGCGAAGAUGUGAUCUACGAAAACACAUGAAACGUGUUCAUAUGAAGAAUAUACUGAGUGCCUAACCAAGUAGGCCGUUUGUAUCCAGCUGAGUUUUGACUUACGAGUAUGGCUGUUUAAUGAAUCAGAAUCCUUUGGAUUUAAUUCUUCUGUUUUUUUUUUGAAUGAGUGGUAUUGGCUUUUUGCUAUCUGAGUCGUCGAUCUCUAUCCCAAACAUGAAGCAUUAUUUUUCACACUUAGUUUCAAGGUCCGACCAUUGCAUAGCACAUAGCGUUAUCGGUGAGGUUGAACUUCGCCUUGUAGUUUUGUUAGAUACCCUUUCAUGUGUGAAACCAUGUACCAUGUACUCUGUGUUUUUGUGUUGAUUGUACUUCGCUAGAGUAACUUACACCAUCUAGCCAUCCAUCCAGUUGCGACUUUUGGGCUGUGUUCGUCUUGUGAGUCGCGAUUGGCUGCGCUCAGCGCCAGGCUGCUCUGGCUACUUUUACAAAUAAUUUCGACAUUUUUUUAAGCGCUGAAGCACAUUUCAAAAUCAAUUUAAAUUGUCUAGAAAGUUUAGAUCCAACGA
Molecule: messenger RNA, 1781 nt
Organism: Cylicocyclus nassatus
Lineage: Eukaryota; Metazoa; Nematoda; Chromadorea; Rhabditida; Strongylidae
Source: the annotation of a GenBank genome assembly